AUAAAACCGUUGAAUUCCCUCCUCACAUCGGGUGUUCACACCAGCAUCCUCUGAGUCUCCGCCUGUCUGUCUUUUUCUCUCCCGUCUUUGGGAGUUCCGCUCUUCUCCCACAAAAAUACACCAAAAAUUAUCUCUCCCUCUCUCAUCACCCCACUUCCCAAUUCCAAUUCUCAUUCAUUUCCGUCUCUCAUUCUCUCUCUAACAAGUGAGAAACAAUGGAGAGCUUUGCCCUCCACUCUCUCUCCACCUCCUCCUUCUCGCUCUCCACCUCCUCCUUCUCUCUCUCCACUCGCGCUUCCCUCUUCCGCCGCUCAAACCCCAUUCUCAAAUCCCCACCCUCCAUCUCCAAAAGCCCCAAAUCAUCUCCCGCCCUCCGAUCACCAACCCCCUUUGCCUCCGAACCCAUCUCCUUCUCUUCUCCCUCAAAACUCAACAAAACCCACUUCCCAAUUCAAGCCUCUCAAUCUCCACAGCUUCAAACCACUCUAAAACCACCACCAGAGGCCCCUCAAGGCGCCAAGCCCAUCCCCCUCAUCAUCUCCAUCGCCAUAGGCCUUGUCGUGCGCUUCUUGGUCCCCAAACCAGUCGAAGUCUCCCCACAAGCCUGGCAAUUGCUCGCCAUUUUCCUAUCCACCAUUGCCGGCCUGGUUCUGAGCCCAUUGCCCGUCGGCGCUUGGGCCUUUCUCGGCCUCACAACCUCCAUUGUCACCGGGACUCUGCCCUUUACGACGGCGUUUAGUGCUUUCACCAGUGAGGUGAUCUGGUUGAUUGUUAUUUCCUUCUUCUUCGCUCGUGGGUUCGUGAAGACCGGCUUGGGAGAUCGGAUUGCCACUUAUUUUGUGAAGUGGUUGGGGAAAAGCACACUGGGUUUGUCUUAUGGGUUGACAAUAAGCGAGGCACUUAUUGCUCCGGCAAUGCCGAGUACCACGGCCAGGGCUGGUGGUGUUUUCUUGCCUAUUAUUAAGUCCUUGUCCCUCUCUGCCGGGAGUAAACCCGAUCACCCCUCGAAAAGAAAGCUGGGUUCUUAUCUGGUUAUGUCUCAAUUUCAGUCCGCUGGUAACUCUAGUGCUCUUUUCUUAACGGCUGCAGCGCAAAAUCUGUUGUGCCUUAAAUUAGCUGAGGAGCUUGGGGUGAUAAUUUCAAGCCCUUGGGUUUCUUGGUUCAAGGCUGCUAGCUUACCAGCAUUUGUUUCGCUUCUAGCUACUCCGCUAGUCUUAUACAAGCUAUAUCCUCCAGAAACCAAAGACACGCCUGAUGCCCCUGCCAUGGCUACAAAGAAACUCGAGCAUAUGGGUCCUGUCACGAAACAUGAAUUCAUUAUGGUUGGCACAAUGCUUCUUGCUGUCUCUUUGUGGGUCUUCGGAGAUGCUCUUGGUAUAGCAAGUGUUGUAACUGCAAUGAUUGGCUUAUCUAUACUCCUUUUGUUAGGAGUCCUUGAUUGGGAUGACUGCUUAAGUGAAAAAUCAGCAUGGGAUACAUUGGCUUGGUUUGCUGUUCUAGUGGGUAUGGCUGGCCAAUUGACAAACCUUGGUAUCGUAAAUUGGAUGUCUAAUAGUGUUGCCAAUACCCUCCAGUCUUACUCUUUGAGCUGGCCAGCUGCAUUUUGUGUUCUUCAGGCAGCUUACUUCUUCAUCCACUACCUGUUUGCAAGUCAAACUGGUCAUGUGGGUGCUUUAUACUCUGCAUUUCUUGCCAUGAACUUGGCAGCUGGGGUACCUGGCGUGUUGGCAGCAUUGGCUUUAGCUUAUAAUACAAAUCUUUUUGGGGCUUUAACGCAUUAUAGCAGCGGUCAGGCUGCUGUAUACUACGGAGCUGGUUAUGUUGAUCUUCCUGAUGUAUUCAAAGUGGGCUUUGUGAUGGCUAUUAUUAAUGCUCUCAUCUGGGCAGUAGUAGGAUCGUUCUGGUGUAAAUUUUUGGGCCUCUACUGAUUUUCAUUUUCCAUGCAAGAAGAUUAUUGGUAUUCCCUGCGUAUUAUCUUUUUUUCUUUUUUUGGUCUGAACCCAGCGUAUUAUCUUGAGGGCAGGAAUUGAGACCAUCAUUUUAUCACAUACAAGAUUUCAAAGCGAUUAGUUUAUUUUAAUU
Messenger RNA from Prunus avium (sweet cherry), 2082 nucleotides. RefSeq names its product dicarboxylate transporter 2.1, chloroplastic-like. The record is from RefSeq and is a predicted model, not a curated record. Gene Ontology annotation, biological process: transmembrane transport. Lineage: Eukaryota; Viridiplantae; Streptophyta; Magnoliopsida; Rosales; Rosaceae. Gene Ontology annotation, molecular function: transmembrane transporter activity. Gene Ontology annotation, cellular component: membrane.